Molecule: messenger RNA, 923 nt
Organism: Hibiscus syriacus
Lineage: Eukaryota; Viridiplantae; Streptophyta; Magnoliopsida; Malvales; Malvaceae
Exons: 7
Coding region: 87-800 (237 amino acids)
Source: RefSeq, a predicted model, not a curated record
GUAAUUCCUCUCUACCCUAAAUCCCUGCAACGCUCUCCAAGCUCUGCCGUCGCCAAAUCUGUUACCCAUAAGCUUUGCUAAAAGAAAUGAUAAAGAGGAGGUUCUAUAAAUUUGAACACGGUGAUAAAGAUAAUGUAUCGGAUUCGUCUUCGUCGUCUUCGGACUCUGAACUUGAAGUGGAAGCCUCGGAAGAAUCUGAAUCAGAACAAGAAGUUUCUGCUCAAGUAAAACAACAUGAUCAAGCUUGCUCCACGUCUUCUGGAUAUGAGAGCGAGGAUAGCUCCGCAAAUGAAGUUGGUGUGGACUCUGCAGGUCUUAUAGAUGAUGAUGAGGAUCCUGAAGAUGAUAAAAAAAUAUUUAUCAACAAUAAGUUGCAUACUAAACACGGUGCUCAAUUACGGGGGGGAAAAUUUCAUACCCCAACCAAAGAAGAACCAAUGCUGGAUGAUUUCCCGUGCUGUAUACUGAAAUGCAAAUCGGUUUUUAAGUGCAAGUUGUGUCCUAGAAUUGUCUGUUUGAAUGAGGAGACUACAAGGGUUCACCUUAAUUCCAAGAGGCAUGCUCGAUCCAAGAAAUUACUCGAGGAAGGUAGACUGAAGACUAUGCUCAACAGUGAUGGGGAAAUUGAGAAUCAGGAAAUCGCUGCAGAAACACGUGCUCCAGUUGAUGCUGUUGCAAAGGAUAAACCGAAAACGAAAAAUAGAGGACGCCAACGAAGGGUGAAAGGUUCAAAAAGAAAGAGAACGAGAGAAGGGUCUACAAAACAUGGAUCCAAAAGGGUGCGUGGGAAUGAAGAUUGAAAUCUUUUAAAAGAGUAGGUUGGAGAGUAAUGUAAGAAUUAAUUUCGGUUCAUCUGCAAAAACAGAGUUAUGUAAUGCAACCAAACCAACCAUAACCUAAGAAAGUUUUGGGUUUCCCAUAUG